Messenger RNA from Tetrahymena thermophila SB210, 2979 nucleotides. RefSeq names its product transmembrane protein, putative. NCBI's taxonomy places the organism in Eukaryota, Ciliophora, Oligohymenophorea, Hymenostomatida, Tetrahymenidae. The transcript has 16 exons. The record is from RefSeq and is a predicted model, not a curated record.
AUGAAAACAAUAAUUCUAUUGAUUGCUUAUGCUUUUAAAUUAUUAAUUGUAAGAGCUAUUGAUGUUUUACCAAUUCAAAUAUAAAAUAGUGCCCUAUUUAUAAAAGAAACAAACUCUGUAAUUUAUAAGGCCUCAAGUGAUUCUACUUACAGGUAUAGUACAUUUGAUACCUAAGGAAUAAUUACAGCUACUUAUAUGUUAAAUGGAAUAAGGGAUAUUGAACCGGGUACCAGAUAUUUUAUCGAUAAUAUAUUAUUGAUUUAGGUCUAAUGGUAUCUGGCUAAACAGGGUAUGUAAAAAUUCUUGUUGAAUAUUAGAAAACUGGUCCAAGCUGUCUUAAUACUAGAAUUAUCUAAGAAAUGUUGCAGAUAAUCGCCUGUUUACGAAUGGAACAAUAUAUCAAAUACAGAUUUCAUUUCUUAGCACUAUUACCUUACUAAAGUAGAAACCACAAAUUCAAUAUUUAAAGAUGUAUAUUCAGUAUAACUAAAUAAUCCAAUACACUAUGAUUAACUUCUUGUUUCUGAUAUCUCAUUUAUUGUAGCUUAUGAUUUCUAAUAAAAUGCUUUUAGAUAUUUUGAUGUGUAAAAUUUAUCAGAGUUAUAAUCAACAGGAGUAACUUUGCCUUUUAUUGAUUAACAUACCUUUUUGUAAUAUAAGAACACAAUUUUUAUUGGUACUUCUUAAUAUGUUUUAACAUAUAUCUCUUCAUCAAAUAAAGUUAAAAUUUCUUUAAGUGAGAAUACGUCAUAAUACUCAUACUCACUACCUAACUACCAUAUUUUUUUAUAUGCUAUUUCAUAUUCCUUCACGUAUUAGGUUUUUUAAGGGAGUGAUCAAAAAUUAGUAAAUAUUAAAUAAACUCAUAAUUUUUGUGAUCCUAGUUGUAUAAGAUGUAAUUCAAUAACUGCCUGCAAUUUGUGCUCAUCACCUCUUUACUUAGAUAGUCAAUUUUAAUGUGUUUUUACAUGCCCUAAUUAAUUUGUUCCAAGUAAUUCAAACAUUAAUUGCGUUUGCAGGUCUAAUAGUACAUUACAAAACUAAAGUUGCCCCUGUAACACAUCAUAUGUUGAUAUUAAUGGAAAUUGCCUACCUUGCCCAUAAUACUGUAACACAUGUACCUCUUAAACAACUUGCUCUAAUUGUCAAAACGGGUAUUUACUUUCAACAGAUGGUACCUGUGUUUCUACUUGCCCAACUAAUUUUAUCCCAGAUUAAACUAACACAUAUUGUGUUUGCCGUUUAAAUAGCACUUAAUCAAACUAAAGUUGCCCCUGUAACACAUCAUAUGUUGAUAUUAAUGGAAAUUGCCUACCAUGCCCAUAAUACUGUAAGACAUGUACCUCUUAAACAACUUGCUCUAUUUGUCAAACAGGGUAUUUACUUGCAGCAAAUGGUACCUGUGUUUCUACUUGCCCAACUAAUUUUAUCUCAGAUUAAACUAACACAUAUUGUGUUUGUCGUUUAAAUAGCACUUAAUCAAACUAAAGUUGCCCCUGUAACACAUCAUAUGUAGAUAUUAAUGGAAAUUGCCUACCUUGCCCAUAAUACUGUAACACAUGUACCUCUUAAACAACUUGCUCUAUUUGUCAAACAGGGUAUUUACUUGCAGCAAAUAGUACCUGUGUUUCUACUUGCCCAACUAAUUUUAUCCCAAAUUAAACUAACACAUAUUGUGUUUGCCGUUUAAAUAGCACUUAAUCAAAUUUGCAAUGCCCAUGCAAUACAGGUUACAUAGAUGUAAAUGGUGAUUGUAAAUCAUGUCCAUCAAAUUGUGAUGUAUGUACAAGCUAAACAGUUUGUUUUCAGUGUUCUAUAAAUUAUUAUUUGACAGUAUAAUAAACUUGUGUUUUUCCUUGUCCUUAGACAUUCAUAAUUGAUUCUGCUUCAAAAAAAUGUGUUUGUGGUGCAAAUAGGACAUUAUAAAAUAAUUUAUGUCCCUGCAAUUCUUCAUAUGUAGAUAUUAAUGGUGACUGUUAACCAUGUUCUUCUAAUUGCUUAUUAUGCACUUCAUAAACAUCAUGCACAAUUUGCUAAUAGAGUCAUUACUUAACAUCUGAGAUGACUUGUGUAGCAUAAUGCCCAUUAACAUUUGUAGUAAAUGCAAAUCAAACCAAAUGUAUAUGCGAUACAAAUAGAACAUUAACAAACAAUAAAUGCGUUUGUAAUAGUGGUUUUAUAGAAAUUGAUGGUAUUUGCUAAUCAUGUCCACAAAAUUGUAGUACUUGCUCGUCACAAAAAAUAUGUACAGUUUGUUAGAUAGGGUAUUAUUUAACUGCAGAUGGUAUUUGUACCUAAUCUUGUCCAUUAAAAUUUAUUGUAAAUUCUACUUAAACUAAAUGUGUUUGUGAUAUAAAUAGAACUUUAACAAGUAAUUUAUGCCUUUGUAGUGAAACAUUCAUUGAAGUUGAUGGUAUAUGCUAGCUAUGUCCAUAAAAUUCAACUAAUGUAUUACAUGCCAAGAUGGAUGCAUUCAAUGUACUAGCCCAUCUCCAUCUGAUUGUUUGUAAUACUCUAAUUGUGGUUAAUAAUUUAAAUAUGACUUCUUAUCAUAAACCUGUAUAUAAUGUUUAUGGGAUUUUUAAGCAAGAAAAUGUGUAGAUACUUGUAAAAAUUAAUAAUUUUAUGAUUCAUAAAAAUAACUUUGCUCAUAAUGUUUUUAUCAUGAUGGAAAAUGCUAAAGUAAAUGUCCUAAUGGUUUUUACUCUGACAAUACUUUUUAAUGUUAAUAGUGUAAUUCACAAUGUAAAUCAUGUAAUGGGCCUAAUAGUAAUCAAUGUACUAGCUGUGAAUUACCACUUAUUUUAUAAGAUGACAGUAGUUGUUCUAUCUGUAAAUUAGGAGAAUUCUUAGAUUAAUAAUAAAAGAUUUGUAAAAAAUGCAAUGUCAACUGCCUAACCUGCUUUGGACCGAAUUCAAAUAACUGUUUAUCUUGCAUACAAGAUUAAGUUCUAUCAAAAGAUAAUAAAAAGUGCUUGA